Messenger RNA from Sinocyclocheilus anshuiensis, 615 nucleotides. It is a transcript of the gene areg, whose product is annotated as amphiregulin. Gene Ontology annotation, biological process: positive regulation of cell population proliferation; epidermal growth factor receptor signaling pathway; positive regulation of mitotic nuclear division. The transcript has 5 exons. Lineage: Eukaryota; Metazoa; Chordata; Actinopteri; Cypriniformes; Cyprinidae. The coding region runs from base 1 to 510 and encodes 169 amino acids. The record is from RefSeq and is a predicted model, not a curated record. Gene Ontology annotation, molecular function: growth factor activity; epidermal growth factor receptor binding.
AUGAACCUACAGUGCCUCUCCUCUCUGCUGCUCUGUGUCGUAACCCAAGUCAGUAAAGGAGACGAGCAGAAUCACAAGCGCGCUGGGCGCAAAAAGAACAAAGGAAGAAGAAAGAAUAAAAAUAUCACUCCUGUUCAGCCGAAUCAUACGCUCAGUCACAGGAGCCACAGCACCACCGCUGACCCCUGCCUGACCUCUCACGUGGACUACUGCAUCCACGGCCACUGCACGUACCUGCGCGGCCUGAGAGAGCCUGUCUGUGUAUGUAAGAGAGGUUAUGAUGGGGAACGCUGUGGGAUCCAGCUUCUCGGGACGUCUCGGGACGAGAGCAGCACUGAAACGACCCACACCGCGCUCGUCAUUAUGGCUGUCGUACUGUCAGUCAUCAGCUGCCUAGCCAUUCUGCUCAUGGUCUGCGUGCACAAUAGAACACAUCAGCGCUUUCAGGCGGCGUUCCUGAGCUCCACUAAUGAGAGAGAGAAACUAGAAAAGAAGAACAUUAUGGUGUGAAGAGGAAGUAGAAGUCAUGCUGUCGUCACUGGCGUGGCGUGCACUACAGAUAUAUUGCACAUAGAAUAAUAUAAUAAAACCUAUUGUAAUAAUAUAUUUAUUGUU